Messenger RNA from Macaca mulatta (Rhesus monkey), 2205 nucleotides. The record is from RefSeq and is a predicted model, not a curated record. NCBI's taxonomy places the organism in Eukaryota, Metazoa, Chordata, Mammalia, Primates, Cercopithecidae.
CACGUGACCCAACGGGUCACAUGGCUCGCGGGACAACAUGGCUGCGCCCGCACUAGGGCUGGUUUGUGGACGCUACCCUGAGUCGGGUCGCGUCCUCUUGCUGCUGCUGCUCUCGCUGCUGUGUGGAGCGGCAGGGAGCGAGGAGGCCGGGACCAGUGCGGUCGCGGGGUCCCUUGCGGGUUCUUGCGGCUGCGGCACGCCCCAGCGGCCUGGCGUCCAUGGCAGUUCGGGAGCCGCUCACCGAUACUCGCGGGAGGCUAACGCUCCGGGCUCCGUACCCGGAGAGCGGCCGCUCGCGCACUCAAAGAUGGUCCCCAUCCCUGCCGGAGUAUUUACAAUGGGCACAGAUGAUCCUCAGAUAAAGCAGGAUGGCGAAGCACCUGCGAGGAGAGUUACUAUUGAUGCCUUUUACAUGGAUGCCUAUGAAGUCAGUAAUGCUGAAUUUGAGAAGUUUGUGAACUCAACUGGCUAUUUGACAGAGGCUGAGAAGUUUGGCGACUCCUUUGUCUUUGAAGGCAUGUUGAGUGAGCAAGUGAAGACCAAUAUUCAACAGGCAUGUCCAGUGAUUUCAUUAGACUGUGUGUUGGUGUUGGACGUUGUUGGUCAGUAUUCUCAGGUUGCAGCUGCUCCCUGGUGGUUACCUGUGAAAGGCGCUAACUGGAGACACCCAGAAGGGCCUGACUCUACUGUUCGGCACAGGCCGGAUCAUCCAGUUCUCCAUGUCUCCUGGAAUGAUGCGGUUGCCUACUGCACGUGGGCAGGGAAGCGGCUGCCCACGGAAGCCGAGUGGGAAUACAGCUGUCGGGGAGGCCUGCACAAUAGACUUUUCCCCUGGGGCAACAAACUGCAGCCCAAAGGCCAGCAUUAUGCCAACAUUUGGCAGGGCGAGUUUCCGGUGACCAACACUGGUGAGGAUGGCUUCCAAGGAACUGCGCCCGUUGAUGCCUUCCCUCCCAAUGGUUAUGGCUUAUACAACAUAGUGGGGAACGCGUGGGAAUGGACUUCAGACUGGUGGACCGUUCAUCAUUCUGUUGAAGAAACGCUUAACCCGAAAGGUCCCCCUUCUGGGAAAGACCGGGUGAAGAAAGGUGGAUCCUACAUGUGCCAUAGGUCCUAUUGUUACAGGUAUCGCUGUGCUGCUCGUAGCCAGAACACACCUGAUAGCUCUGCUUCGAAUCUGGGAUUCCGCUGUGCGGCCAACCGCCUGCCCACCAUGGACUGACAACCGAGAAGAAUUUUCCCAAUCCAAGAAGGAGUCGUGUCUGACCUACAGAACUCUGAACGAUCUCAUGCAAAGAAUUCCCACCCUGAGGUGGGUUACAUACCUGCCCAACGGCCAAAGGAACCGCCUUGUGAGACCAAAUCGCUGACCUGGGUCAGUGCAUGUGCUUUAUUGUGUGGUGCAUCUUUGAAGAUCAUCGCCAUAUUUUACUUUUGAGAGUCUUUAAAGAAGAAGGGGAGUGGAGGGAACCCUGACCUAGGCUUCAGGAGGCCCGCAUCCUACACAGGCUCUGCCACAGGGGUUAGACCCCAGGUCUGACACUUGGCCUUCCUGGGCCUCAAGUUCCCUCCCCUAUCAAAUGAGGGGAUGGACAGCAUGACCUCUGGGUUUCUCUCCAACUCAUCAGUUCUAAAGAGGAUAUCAGAUUCUAUUGUGACUUCAUAGUGAGAAUUUAUGAUAGAUUAUUUUUUAGCUAUUUUUUCCAUGUGUGAACCUUGAGUGAUACUAAUCAUGUAAAGUAAGAAUUCUCUUAUGUAUUAUUUUCAGAAAAGGGAUGGUGGUGACUCCUUUAUAUUCAUACUGCACUUUGUUUUUCCAAGGAAAUCAGUGUCUUUUACAUCGUUAUGAUGAAUCCCACAUAGGCCAGUGAUGGUAUGCUGAAGUUCAGCCAUUGAACACACAGGAAUGUCUGUGGGGUGACUCUACUGUGCUUUAUCUUUUAACAUUAAGUGCCUUUGGUUCAGAGGGGCAGUCAUAAGCUCUGUUUGCCCCUCUCCCCAAAGCCUUCAGUGAAUGUGAAAUGUGUGCUAAAUGGGGAAACCUGUUUAAUUCUAGGUAUAGGGUAAAAGGAAUGAGGACCUUGAAUUAGCUAUAUUCAGGGUAUCCGGUAUUUUGUAAUAGGGAAUAGGAAACCUUGUUGGCUAUGGAAUAUCAGAUGCUUUGAAUCAUGCACUAUGUUGAAUAAACUUAUCUGCUAAAUCAGG